UUUUGUUAGUUUCAGAUAGAAAUUGUCUUUUGAACAUAAGAAUUAUUCUGUAUCAAACAAAAAUUUCUUUAUGAAAUUAGAGUACUAAUUACUUGAUGAAACUGAUACACUGGAAACUAAUCUAGUCUCACCACAAUUAAUUUAGCUUCCUGAAAGUAUGUUUGUCACACUAUCCCAUUUUAAUUUAUUGCAAGUUUUUAAAUCAUUUAAGAAUAAAUUUUUAUGAGUAACAUUGUGUAUAAAUUACAUUUAAUUUUAAAUAUUUUUCAAAAUCCAAAUGGCAAACACCUUCCAACAGUGGUGGAUCCAGGGAGAGCACACAUUUUCUCUAAAGGUUAAGGUUUUAAGUACAUUAAUUAACAUAUGUGUAUUAUGUGAAGGCAUUCAAAUCAUAUGGUUUAUUUAUUACCAGGUACAGAUUCGAAUACAAGUACAUUUGUAAAUCAUACAACGAAAAAAUCUACGAGCAACAUCUUUGACUUAGUAUUUGAUACAGAGAUUCUUUCUAUAUUGUCACCGUUUCAUGUUCCUAAUUUAUAUCCCUAACAUUGAAACUUCAAUACUUGGGGGCAGGACUCUCUAUUUUUGAGUAGUCCCUCACGGGCGAGUAAAACUUAUACUGUUUGUUGGAAUAUUCAUUCCAUGGUUCAGGAUUCGAACUUUUGUUCCAAGACACGUCAGGAUUACGAGUGGCCAAUCUCAAGGUGUAAAAAACUGCGCCAAUACAACCCGUUCCAACGCAAACAUACAAUGGAAUCAGCGCUGGAUGCCUCUUAAGACUUGAAAAGCUCAUGCCCUGCAUGAUUGAAAGUGAUUGCUCUUUACUUGUGGGCACACGAAAAUCUGUCUUGGAUAACCCAAGAUAUUAACGGAGCGAUAAAAUCAAUUCAAGCCACACAACCACGCAAUAAAAGAAUGGUGGAUACGGACACACAGGUCGACAGGGGCGACAGCGAGAGAAGUGGGGAGAAUGUACUGAGAAGUCAUAUUUUUGUGUUCACUUUUUACAAGCAAAUGAUGAUAAUCAUUCAAAUAAUUAUUACAUAAAUGUAAAAUUGGUUAUUAAUGAAAAUGUACACUUCAAAUACAUUGGAAACGAAAAUUUAAUUAAUAUUUCAGAAGGAAUUCUGUCGUAUAUUGUACAUCCGGUACGCCCAUUACGGUACGAUUUUCAAUUGUCCAUCCUGUUGCUUUCUGUCAUUUAUAAACCUAUAUACGGCUGAAUACUUCGACAUAAGUGUUGGUAUUGCAAUAAUGCAAAAUAAAUUUAUCAGGGCGCAUCUCAAUACAAAAUUGUCUAGUUACUUUGUUUUCGCGAGACGUGAAACAGAAGAUUGUAAUUUAUGACAACAUAUACAGAACGAGUUUUAGGCAGUGACAACCUGAAAUGUUAAUUGUGUGUUAGUCUGUUACCAAUUAGUGUUCUUAAUGAAUGCAUGUAUGAAGUUUCCGUCGCGAACAACGAGUGUCAAGAUCUUCCGAUAUUUAGAUUUUUGGUAACGAGGCAUAUAUGAAUUGUAAAUUUUUUUGAGUAAUUGUUUUGGUAGAAACAAUAACACCCAACAUGAAUCUGCCAUUACAGACAGAUGUUGUACUAAACAAGGAAUAUUCAGUGUCACCAACGAGAUAUGUGUGGAAUCCAAAUUUGUAUCGUCUUCAACAGGAAGCACCACGCCCAAAGCCUGUGGUUUGCACCAAGCCUGUUCCCUCAUGUCCUUCUUUUUAUGGAUCAGAGUUUCAUGGAAUUUUAUCUCAUACUCAUGCAGCAAAUGUAGUGACAGAAGAGGGAGCAUACAUUGUACGUCAGAGUUGUGGAAGUCAUGAUUUUUAUACUCUUACAUUCAGAUUUAAUGAUAAACUUAAGCACUAUAAAUUAUUUUAUGAUGGACAACAUUAUGUCAAAGAUACAGGAAAGAGAUUUGACACAGUGUAUGAAUUGGUGGCUGAUGGGCUUGUCACCUUGUAUUUUGAUGAACAUGCAGCUCCAUUUCUUGAAAUCAUGGAAAGAUUUGAUUGCUAUGAGAAAAGCCCAUAUAUGACCUUAAACAAAUUAAAAUUAAAGCGUGCUAUCAGUAGACAAAAUUCUCGGAAAUACGAUGUUCAAGCAGCAAGUGCUGCAUUUGUUUGUAGUGAACGUGACCACACAGAUCGUACUGAACCUCCAGAAGAAGAAAUUGUAGAGUAUGAUAAACCACAUGCUUUUAAGAUUCAUACUUUUAAAGGACUUAACUGGUGUGAAUUCUGUGGCAAUUUUUUAUGGGGUUUUACUGCUCAGGGUGUUAAGUGUGAUGAUUGUGGAUUUAGUGCUCAUACAAAAUGUUCUGAAAAAGUGCCCCGAGAUUGUUGCCCAGAUUUGAAACACAUUCGUGGUGUAUUUGGUAUUGAUCUUACCACUCUUGUUCGGGCUCAUAGAACUUGUCGGCCAUUUGUGGUUGACAAAUGUAUAGCAGAAAUUGAACAUCGUGGUGUAGAUGCUGAAGGUCUUUACAGAGUGUCUGGUUUUGCAGAGGAGAUCGAAUCUUUGAAGAUGGCCUUGGAUCGAGAUGGGGAAAAUGCAGAUUUGAGUCCAGAAGCAUAUGAAAAUAUCAAUGUAAUAGCAGGUACAUUAAAGUUGUAUCUCCGUUUAUUGCCCAUUCCGUUGAUAACAUUUGAAACUCAUCCUGCAUUAAUUGCUGCCACACAGCACCGGGCACUGCAUGAACAAAUUGCUGGUAUUAAGGAUGCUUUAACAUUACUACCAACAGCUCAUUUCAACACUUUGAAGUUUCUAAUGGAACAUUUAUUCAGAGUGAUGGAACAGCAUAAUGUUAAUAAAAUGACCGCUCAUAAUUUGAGCACAGUGUUUGCUCCAACUUUAAUGCCUGCACCUGAUAUUUCCAAGUGUGGAGGAUUACCAGGGAUGACAUAUGAAAUAUCUGCUCUAGAGCUGAUGAUUUGCCAUCAGCAAGCUAUUUUCAGUUGAUCUACUUUAUGGUGCUAAUUGUAAAGAUAACAGUUUGCAUUUUUUCACUGGUUGAAAGAAAACAACUACAACUUCUUCCAAGCAGUCACAACUUCAUUUUAUUGAAUUUACAAUAAAACAAACUGUUUAAACAAAAUAAUUUAGUUUAAUGAAAUGGAACCUCAAUCUCUUGAAAUUGGUGAGAGGAAAAAAACAAUAAAAUAACUCUGUUUCAAAUUAUUGAAUGUUUUAAGACCCAGGUGUCAAACUUUCAAGAUCUCAAGGGCCAAAACUAAAAACUUUAAUGUGGUUGCGAGCCAAAUUUUCAUUACACAACAAUUUGCAUCUGACUUCCCAUCAUUGUUCUCGGCACUUGACCUGGCUACUGUAUAAACGGGGGUGAGGGUGGAGCCAUGUGUAAUAUCAGAUAAUACCAUGCAUAAUGUAGUGAAACACUUUGGGACAAUUUUGAAAAUCUGAAUUUAGUAGAAAAGAAUCCUUAAAUCUAAAUGUAACUUAUUUUACAUUAAAGGAGGUUGAUCCUGGCAGAGCAAUUCGCGAUGCGCAUAAUGUUCUCUCUCUAUAUUGAUGAAAGGGACUUUCACUUUUGACUAAUAACCUUUCAUGGCCACAAUAAAUCGCACGUCGGGCCGCUAGUUGAACACAAGGAUGGAUACAGCCAAUCAUUUAGGAGGGGGGAUGGCUUAUAGAUUUUUUAAAAAUAAUAAACAUAUUUGUUAUGUAUUGUAUAUUUGUGUAUUAUAUUAUUGUGUAUAUAUGAUGCUAUACAAUAUUAUUUUUUAAAUAAUUACAUAAUUCCAACAUAAAUAUUUAAAUUAAUUUUGCCAAAAGGAGGUAACAAAUGAAAACUGUAGGCCUUUGUAAGUGAGUGACAUGCCCCUCCUUCCCUUAGAUCCACCAGUGGUUGAACGACCGUUUUAAGAUAUCAAUAUGAAUAAUACAGAGGUUUUAGAUUCAGAAAAUUAACAUGGUAAUGAUUCUUUUCUGCUAUAUACAGAAGUAAACCAUGUUUGUAUGUUCCUAGUGAAGUUUACUUUGGUUCCUAUUUAACUUAACAUUGUAAUUAACAAUGUACAGGAAUGGUAAAGGAAAAUUAAAAACAUUCAAGAUACUGAAGAAUUCAAGUUAUUGAGGUUUCACUGUAAUAAGUUUUUUGAUUAAUUUUCAAAGCAUUUUUAGAUUUGUUGCUAAUGAUACAGGAAGUUUUGGUAGUGUUGAAAGCAAUUAAUUAUAUUGUUGAGGGGGCCGAACACGGUUUAUUGAGCAUUACCUCAUUUCUUUGAAGUCACUGGGUUGGCAGAUACAGUCAUAUUAAAUUUAUAAGUUGUACAUGUAUUAUAGUUUUUAGGUGUGGCAUUUACUUAUCUGUUGAGAAAGGCUGAAAUUUUAAAGAUAUGCCAAAGGAAUUUUUUUUUCCAUUUCUGUAAAAUAUGGUUAUUUUUUGACAUGAAGAAUAUUACUAAUAUUACAUUAUGAUUAUUUGAGUUUGAAAAAAUCAAAUAGUUGUAGGCUUGUUAAUGAAUCACAUGUUUAGAGACUUAAAUAUUUGAGAAAAUAUUGCUUGUGAAGAUAUUAGUUCUAAGUAUAAUUUGAAUAUGUAUGUGUAAUAUAUUGCACAUGUAUAUUAGUCUACAUGAAAAGUACAUAUUCAUAAUAUAUCCAGUAUCAUGUGAUAUUACAACUUAUAGAAAUAAAGUAUUUCUUAAAUUUGUUUAUGGAUCAUUAAAUAAAAACUCACAUUUUUAGCUUGC
Molecule: messenger RNA, 4713 nt
Organism: Gryllus bimaculatus (two-spotted cricket)
Lineage: Eukaryota; Metazoa; Arthropoda; Insecta; Orthoptera; Gryllidae
Source: the annotation of a GenBank genome assembly